Trypanosoma cruzi is the source of this 1278-nucleotide messenger RNA. Its product is annotated as enoyl-CoA hydratase/isomerase family protein, putative. Bases 1 to 1278 code for a protein of 425 amino acids. The transcript has a single exon. Gene Ontology annotation, molecular function: 3-hydroxyisobutyryl-CoA hydrolase activity. NCBI's taxonomy places the organism in Eukaryota, Euglenozoa, Kinetoplastea, Trypanosomatida, Trypanosomatidae. The record is from RefSeq and is a predicted model, not a curated record. Gene Ontology annotation, biological process: L-valine catabolic process.
AUGUGGGGGGCGCUUUACGGCGGGCCAAAUCUUAAACGGCACGGCCAUAAGCGAAGAGUGAGUGGGAAAAAGGAAACGAAUAAAACAAAAGAGGGUCCUGGUUAUAAUUGCUUUUUUUUUUUUUUUUCUUCUUCCAGUAUGACUCAAAGCUUUGACAGAGUUCCGCACGACACAAAGGGGGAGAGUAUAGGGACGCUGCAUGUUGUGAACUUUCCCUGUGCCCGCCUCCUGACGCUUUGUCGCCCAGCCAUGCUUAACGCUCUGUCACUUGAGAUGGCUCAACACAUGCUGUGGCUGCACCUAAAGAGACCGCAUCCAAGCCUUCCUCGCAGUGCGAUUUAUAUUUUAAAGGGAGCAGGCAACAAAAGUUUUUGCGCUGGUGGUGACGUUCGAAGUAUUGUUGCCCAUGGCACCUUGUGUUCUUUCUUAAGAACAACCUAUCAAUUGAACUAUCACAUACUUACCAUGCCGAACCCGCAGGUCUCCCUGUGGGAUGGCUACGUCAUGGGUGGAGGCGUCGGUGUUUCUGUCCAUGGGCGAUAUCGCGUGGCGUCGGAGCGUGCCGUCUUUGCAAUGCCUGAGACGGCCAUUGGUCUUUUUCCAGAUGUGGGGGCGUCGUGGUUUCUGCCUCGUCUAAAGAUGAAGGGACUUGGCCUGUAUCUUGGUCUCACAGGAGCUAGGCUGAAGGGGGCCGAUGUGGCACACACGGGUCUUGCAACGCAUUACGUCCCGUCAGCCCGCUUUUGUGAGUUGGAGGAACGCCUGUGCCACAUUGACGAUCCUGCGAAGGUGGAGGCAUGCCUGGAGGAGUUUGCUGUGAAGGAUUUGCCACCGUUUACGCUUGAGCCCCACCGUGAGACCAUUGAGAAGAGCUUUGCAUUGGAGGAAAAAACCACCGUGGAGGGCAUAUAUGAGUCUCUCUCUGCUGACGGUGGGGAAUUCGCGAUGGAGGCACUGAAACUGUUACGCAAGGCUUCGCCUACAUGUCUUAAAGUGACAUUGGAAUUAUUUCGACGUGCAUCCCAGAUGACGAGCAUACGUGAGGCUAUGUCAUUGGAAUACGGUGUUAUUCAACGCAUGUCGUCAACGAACGAGUUUGCAAUUGGCGUGAAUGCUUUGCUGAUUGAGAAGACAGGCGAUCCGCAGUGGGAGAGGAGGACGCUUGAGGAAGUGACAGCGGCAGACGUGGAUUAUUUCUUUGACAGCGUGGGCCUUGUGCCGUGGGACCCAGAGGCACCUUUGGAAACAAUGAUGGAGGCAAAAGGCGAGGGGGUGUAG